This is a messenger RNA of Coccinella septempunctata (seven-spotted ladybird), 771 nucleotides long. RefSeq lists its product as uncharacterized. The coding region runs from base 1 to 771 and encodes 256 amino acids. NCBI's taxonomy places the organism in Eukaryota, Metazoa, Arthropoda, Insecta, Coleoptera, Coccinellidae. The record is from RefSeq and is a predicted model, not a curated record. The transcript has a single exon.
AUGGGUGACCGAUCCCUAAAGGUGUUGUUUUACGCAGACGAUGGUGUUGUCGUAGCAGGAAAUGAAGAUGCCGUGCAAUGUCUAUUAUAUAAGAUGAAAAUAUCCGCUGAAAAAUUUAAUAUGAGCAUUUCCAUCAACAAGACACAAUCAAUGGUCAUCUCUAAAAAUCCUAUUAGAUGCAAAUUGGCAGUCGAUAGUGGAAUAAUACAGCAGGUAUCAAGAUUCAAUUACCUGGAAACAAAUAUAUCGUGUGAAAGAAACCUAUUAGAAGAGGCACGAACACAAUCGAUAAAGGCAUCGAGAGUCAGCGGCUAUCUGAGAGAUAUAGUGUGGAGGAACAAAGCGAUGAGUUCACAGAGCAAGACCAGAAUCUACAAAACGUGUGUAAGACCUAUUCUCACGUAUGCCUCAGAAACUAGAGCCGAAACAUCGAAAACAAAAAGCAUAAUGAGAACCACAGAGAUGAAAAUAUUGCGAACCAUCAAGGGAGUCACUCUAAGGGACCGAAUAAGAAGUGACAUAAGAGCAGAAUUGGGCGUACAGGAUGUGGUGAGAUGGGUCAGGACACGAAAACGGUUCUCGAGGGAUCUCGUAGAAAGAAUGCCAGAAGACAGAUGGGCAAAGUGGGCUAAAAAUCAGAAACCGAACAAACGCAGACCUGUAGGAAAACCACCAAAAAGGUGGUACGUACGAGAGCUGGAGUUCAGUAUCGGAGGAAGAUCCCAGAAGAGGGCCAAAUGUACAGGAUUGAACAGGACUUGGUCCUAUUGA